Ooceraea biroi (clonal raider ant) is the source of this 1266-nucleotide messenger RNA. RefSeq names its product proteasomal ubiquitin receptor ADRM1. Lineage: Eukaryota; Metazoa; Arthropoda; Insecta; Hymenoptera; Formicidae. Gene Ontology annotation, cellular component: proteasome regulatory particle, lid subcomplex; cytoplasm; nucleus. Gene Ontology annotation, molecular function: endopeptidase activator activity; proteasome binding. The record is from RefSeq and is a predicted model, not a curated record.
CUUCUUGCCCCGCCAUCUUUAAGUGCACUGUCAUCGGCACGACUAGCAAGCGGGCUGAAGAGACCGUCUCGUUGCACGUUGUUACACAUUGAACAGCGAUUAAUUUGUAUCGACGAACAUGUCGAGCGGUGCGCUCUUCGGUAACAAUGCGUCGCGCGGCGCCUCGAAAAAUCUGGUGGAGUUCAAGGCCGGCAAGAUGACCGUGAAGGGGAAGAUGGUUUACCCCGACACACGGAAGGGCCAGCUGUACGUCUAUCAGUCCGACGAUUCGUUAAUGCACUUUUGUUGGAAGGAUCGCACCUCCGGAGUGGUCGAAGAUGAUUUGAUUAUCUUCCCCGAUGACUGCGAGUUCAAGCAUGUUCCCCAGUGCAAGACUGGCAGAGUAUAUCUCUUACGAUUUAAGUCGUCGAGUAAGAAGUUCUUCUUCUGGCUCCAGGAUCUCAAAACGGACAAGGACGAGGAACACUGUAGAAAGAUCAACGAUGUAUUGAAUAACCCGCCGACUCCUGGUUCUCAAAGGAGCGGUGGUGCCAAUGCUGAGGGUGAUCUCCAAAAUUUGUUGAAUAACAUGUCGCAACAGCAGCUCAUACAGUUGUUCGGCGGUGUUGGACAGAUCGGUGGUCUUGGAAGCUUGCUCGGUACGAUGAAUAGACCGCACGGCGUUCAGAGUACAAGAGCGUCCACGACGACGUCAUCGAGCCCGGCGACUACGAAUGUGGCUAGACCGCCGCAUUCGUUGACUCCUGGACCCAAUGCAGACUCCAAGACCUCGAGUAAUAAUAAAUCGUCAUCAAGAACACCGGCUCCGUCCACACCGACCACCACGACAACCACAGCUCCAAACAAUCGGAUACAGCUUAGCGACCUGCAGAACUUCCUGUCGGAAAUACCGACGCCACCUCAGGCAGAGCCUGCUGUCCAGGUAAUAUCAUCUAUUUUUCAAUAUUUAUUAUUGGAUUAAUAUAAAUUUCUAUAUACAUAAAGUUUCUCUUUUUGACUCCGAUUGAGAGACAAUCAGCAUCGAAAGUUUAUUAACAGACAAUUGGGUGAUACUGUAUCGCGUACAGAUUAUAAGGUGCAAUGUACUAUUUUCCAUAAUGUAUCAUAAUUUGGGGAUGUGAUGUGGAUGGGGUCAAUUCCGAAUUAUAGCACGUACAAUCCUUUGAUAGCAGAUAUAUUAGGAGUGUGAUUUAGUUUUAAGGGUUUUGCAACAGAUGGCUGUAGUGUCAGUUUGUUCCAAUAGCUGUUUUCGAUAACAGUGUUGAC